This is a messenger RNA of Arabidopsis thaliana (thale cress), 1656 nucleotides long. It is a transcript of the gene TBL12, whose product is annotated as trichome birefringence-like protein (DUF828). Gene Ontology annotation, cellular component: membrane. Bases 52 to 1002 code for a protein of 316 amino acids. The transcript has 3 exons. The record is from RefSeq and is marked reviewed. Gene Ontology annotation, molecular function: transferase activity; O-acetyltransferase activity. Lineage: Eukaryota; Viridiplantae; Streptophyta; Magnoliopsida; Brassicales; Brassicaceae.
CGGCUCAACCGCGAGAUUAUAGUGUCAUUCUCUCCAGUUUCAGACGAAUCGAUGGAGUUGGGAUCCAGACGAAUCUACACGACGAUGCCGUCGAAGCUCCGAUCUUCUUCUUCACUUCUUCCACGUAUUCUGCUCCUUUCUCUCUUAUUACUCCUUUUCUAUUCCUUAAUUCUCCGCCGUCCGAUUACUUCAAACAUUGCCUCUCCUCCGCCGUGCGAUCUCUUCUCCGGCAGAUGGGUUUUCAAUCCAGAAACUCCGAAACCGUUGUACGACGAGACUUGUCCUUUCCACAGAAACGCUUGGAAUUGCUUACGGAACAAGCGAGAUAAUAUGGAUGUUAUCAAUUCAUGGAGAUGGGAGCCCAAUGGAUGUGGAUUGAGUCGAAUUGACCCGACCCGGUUUCUAGGGAUGAUGAGGAACAAGAAUGUUGGGUUUGUUGGGGAUUCUCUGAAUGAGAAUUUCUUGGUUUCGUUCUUGUGUAUACUUAGAGUGGCUGAUCCAAGUGCUAUUAAGUGGAAGAAGAAAAAAGCUUGGCGUGGAGCUUACUUCCCUAAGUUCAAUGUCACUGUUGCUUAUCACAGAGCUGUUCUUCUCGCUAAAUAUCAGUGGCAGGCGAGAUCUUCUGCUGAAGCUAAUCAAGACGGAGUGAAAGGAACUUAUCGAGUUGAUGUUGAUGUUCCUGCAAAUGAGUGGAUCAACGUCACUAGCUUCUAUGAUGUUCUCAUAUUUAACUCUGGCCAUUGGUGGGGUUACGAUAAGUUUCCUAAAGAGACACCUCUUGUCUUCUACCGAAAGGGAAAGCCGAUAAAUCCUCCUCUUGAUAUAUUACCAGGAUUUGAACUAGUUCUUCAAAAUAUGGUUUCUUAUAUCCAAAGAGAAGUCCCUGCGAAGACCCUUAAGUUCUGGCGUUUGCAAUCACCAAGGCAUUUCUAUGGUGGUGAUUGGAACCAGAAUGGAAGUUGUUUGCUCGAUAAGCCACUCGAAGAAAACCAGGUAUGGUAACGAGCUUUACUAAGCAAGUCUGGUCUUUCUCUAGGCUUUCCUCAGAGAUGGGUGGCAAAGAUAUUCGCUUUCGAUUUAAUCCUAUUGCAUUCUGAUAAAUGAUGUUGAUGCUAAGACCUAGACAGCUUGACUUGUGGUUUGAUCCCAGGAACAAUGGAGUGAACAAAGAAGCAAGAAAGAUUAACCAAAUCAUCAAGAAUGAGUUGCAAACGACAAAGAUCAAGUUACUUGAUCUGACCCAUCUAAGCGAAUUCAGAGCAGAUGCCCACCCAGCGAUCUGGUUAGGGAAGCAGGACGCGGUGGCAAUAUGGGGACAAGACUGUAUGCAUUGGUGCCUACCCGGUGUUCCUGACACAUGGGUCGAUAUAUUAGCGGAACUCAUUCUCACUAACUUAAAAACAGAGUGAAGACGCUAUCAGGAGUCGAGAACAGAGACUUGCUUGAGCAUAUGGAAGCUCAAAUGUCGGAAAGGUUCCAUCUUUUGGUUUUAACUGUAAAUGAUUCAUAUCUGGAUGAAAUUUUGUUCCUUUACCAAGACAUCUUCUCAAAACACAAACAUUUAACUUGUAUUGUGUCUCUUGCUUGUAACUACUGUUUCCAUGAAGUUAAUGUUUUUGCAAUUGGGGAUCUGCAUAUAGAAAGAUGCUCUAAAAU